ACCAGCAGGAGCACCAUGAGGAGCAGGAGGAGGUGGCGCAGGAGCCCAGGAGGCGCAGGGUGGGCUACAGCAUGCAAAGGGAGGUGCUGGAUGAACUCAAUGUGGAGGACAUAGCCGAGAAGGCCCAGCCCAAGAACGUACUGGUGGAGAGGCUUAAAGAGUCUGUAAGGUGUUCCGGUUCGCGAGCGAAGAGCUGUUUCUUCUCCUGUGUGCCGCUGUUCUACUGGCUGCCCCGUUACUCCCUGAAAGACAACGCCAUCGGAGACCUCAUCUCUGGCAUCAGCGUGGGCAUCAUGCAUCUGCCACAGGGUAUGGCCUAUGCUCUGCUGGCCGCGGUGCCUCCAGUGUUCGGCCUGUACUCCUCCUUCUACCCCAUCCUCAUCUACUUCAUCUUCGGCACCUCCAAACACAUCUCCGUCGGUACAUAUGCGGUGAUGAGUGUGAUGAUCGGCAGCACUACGGAGCGUCUGGCUCCUGACUCUGACUUCAGCUACUGGGACGAGCUGACCAACUCCACUAUACUGAACGAGACGGAACGGGACAGCGCCAGGAUCCAAGUGGCCGCCGCGGUCACCUUCAUGUCUGGAUUAUUCCAGCUCCUGCUGGGCCUGGUGCAGUUUGGCUUCGUGGUGACGUACCUGUCAGAGCCGCUGGUGAGGGGCUACACCACAGGGGCCGCCAUCCACGUCAUCGUCUCCCAGCUCAAAUACACCUUCGGCAUCAACCCCCAGAGAUACAGCGGACCCCUCUCCAUGAUAUAUACGGUGCUGGACGUGUGCUGGUUGCUACCGGAAACUAACAUCGGCACGCUGGUGGUGAGCAUCGUGGCCAUCGUGGGGCUCAUUAUUGCCAAGGAGCUGAGUGGCCUGGUGGCCAAAAAACUACCCAUUCCCAUACCUGUGGAGCUACUGGCUAUAAUUCUUGCCACAGUCAUCUCCUGGCAAGUUGACCUGACGGGCAAAUACGAAGUGGAGGUGGUGGGGGAGAUUCCAUCAGGACUUGCGCCCCCCAAACUCCCAAACGCCUCUCUGUUUGGAGCGGUGAUCGGCGAUGCGUUUGCUCUGGCCGUGGUGGGCUACGGAAUCGCCAUCUCUCUCGGCCGCACCUUCGCCCUCAAAUACGGAUACAAAGUGGACAGCAACCAGGAGCUGAUUGCUCUGGGUCUCAGCAAUGCCGUGGGGGGCGUGUUCCAAUGCUUUGCCAUCAGCUGCUCCAUGUCCCGCACCAUGGUCCAGAUUAGCACCGGAGGGAAGACACAGGUGGCUGGGGCACUCUCAGCUGUCGUCAUCUUAGUCAUCCUGCUGUGGAUCGGCUCUCUGUUUGAACAGCUUCCAAAGGCUGUGCUGGCAGCCAUCAUCUAUGUGAAUCUGCAUGGGAUGAUGAAGCAGUUUGGGGACAUUAAGGUCCUGUGGAACACCAACAAGGUGGACAUGGUGGUGUGGGUGGUGACCCUGAUCCUGACCGUGGUGCUGAAUCCUGACAUGGGCCUGGCAGCCUCCAUCGCAUUCUCCAUGCUCACAGUCAUCUUCAGGACGCAGAUGCCCAAGUAUUCCCUGCUUGGACAGGUUCCUGGAACGGAUAUUUACAGACCCGUGGAGGACUAUAAUCAGGUGAAACAGGUUCCCGAUGUGGUCAUCUUCCGCUCCUCAGCCACUCUCUACUUUGCCAACGCCGAAAUGUACACAGAGGCCCUCGCAGAGAAGAGCGGGGUGGACAUCACUAAGCUGCUGUCCCACAAGAAGAAGCUGGAGGCCAAGAGGAAGAGGAGGGAGAAGAAGGAGGCCAAGAGGGCCAAGAAGCUGGCCAAGCAAGCAGGACACAACGACAAGUCGGACUCUGAUGACUCAGGCGAGGAGGGGAAGGAGCCGCAGCCGCAGCAGGUGGUGUUCAGCAUCGAGCCCGACACCAAGCCAGCGGAGGCGGAGCCGGACCUCCCCCAGGCCGUCAUCCUGGAGCUCAGCGCAUGCAACUUCCUGGAUACCGUCGGAGUCAAGACCGUCCGUAACAUUCAUAAGGACUAUGGUGAGGUGGGAGUGAACGUACUACUGGCUGGAUGUCAAAGCGGCGUGGUUGACAGCCUGGAGAAGGGAGGCUUCUUUGGGGAGAAGGUGACCAAAGAAAUCCUCUUCACCUCCGUUCACGACGCUGUGUUGUACUGCAAGGCAGAAGCGCAAGAUGAGGAGGUCAAAGCCACGCUGCUGUGAAUUAUGGGUAGUUGCGGACAAAGAAACUCAAGCAACAUGUGCUCUCACACACCAACACACACACACACAUACACACAUACACACAGGGACGGCCCGAGCCUUUAUGGGGCCCUAAGCAAAAUUUCACCAGGGGCCCUCAUACCACCACCUACUCAGCAUGACAUGCU
This is a messenger RNA of Engraulis encrasicolus (European anchovy), 2371 nucleotides long. It is a transcript of the gene slc26a6.2, whose product is annotated as solute carrier family 26 member 6. Gene Ontology annotation, biological process: transmembrane transport. The record is from RefSeq and is a predicted model, not a curated record. Gene Ontology annotation, molecular function: secondary active sulfate transmembrane transporter activity; chloride transmembrane transporter activity; bicarbonate transmembrane transporter activity. The transcript has 19 exons. Gene Ontology annotation, cellular component: plasma membrane. Lineage: Eukaryota; Metazoa; Chordata; Actinopteri; Clupeiformes; Engraulidae. The coding region runs from base 72 to 2204 and encodes 710 amino acids.